AUGGAUUCUGCAAUUUAUUUCUUCUCAAUUAUUCUACUUCUUCCUCUCUACCUUCUUCUUUCCAACAAAAUUUCCAAAAGAGUCCCUCCUGGUUCUUUAGGUUUACCCAUAAUAGGCCAGAGUAUGAGUCUUCUCAGGGCCAUGCGAGAUAACACAGCAGAAAAAUGGCUUCAGGAUAGAAUCAGGAAAUACGGACCGGUGUCGAAAAUGAACGUUUUUGGUGCCCGAACCGUAUUUCUACACGGCCAAGCAGCUAACAAGUUCGUAUACACAUGUGACGGCAGUAUCCUGGCUAAUCAGCAGCCUUCAUCGAUCAGAAGGCUCGUCGGCGAGAGGAAUAUCUUGGAACUAAGCGGAGAUGAUCACAAGCGUAUAAGAGGCGCGCUUGUUUCAUUUCUGAAGCCUGAAGAGUUGAAGCAAUAUGUUGGAAGAAUGGAUCAGGAAAUUAGAAAGCAGUUCGAGAUGCAUUGGCAUGGCAAGCAAAAGAUUUCGGUGAUGCCAUUGAUGAAGAGUCUGACCUUCAAUGUCCUGAGCUCACUCAUCAUAGGAAUGGAACAAGGACCCGAAAGAGACUUGCUUCAACAGCCCUUCCAGAAACUUAUUGAGGGAGUUUUAGCAAUACCAAUAAAUUUACCUUUCACACGUUUCAACAGAAGCCUAAAGGCAAGGGCAAAAAUCAGAGCUAUGAUAUUGGAUAUUAUCCAUAGAAAAAGGGCUGCACUUCAGCAACAUGAUGUUGUACCCCAACAAGAUCUUAUCAGCACCUUAAUCAGUCUCCGAAACGACGAUAAUUCAUUCGUUUUAUCGGACGACGAAAUUGUCGAUAAUGCUCUUGUUAUUAUGCUGGCAGGACAUGACACAACUUCUAUCCUGCUUACUUUCUUAAUCAGACUUUUAGCUUCUGAUCCUUCUGUUUAUGCUAAAAUUCUUCAAGAACAAGAAGAGGUAGCUAAGAAUAAAAGCUCUGGAGAAUUGCUGACAUGGGAAGAUAUUGGAAAAAUGAGAUACACAUGGAGAGUGGCAUUGGAGACUCUAAGGAUGACUCCUCCGGUUUUUUUAUCCUUCAGGAAAAUUCUUCGAGAUUUUGAGUACCAAGGUUACCUUAUCCCCAAAGGAUGGCAGGUGGUAUGGUCAGCCUGUAUGACACAUAUGGAUGAAUGCAUAUUUCCAGGCGCGUCCAAGUUUGAUCCGACGCAUUUCGAAAAACAAGCACCGCCCUACAGUUUCAUGGCAUUUGGAGGAGGCCCCAGAAUUUGCCCUGGAAAUGAAUUUGCAAGAAUUGAAACUCUAGUUGCUAUUCAUUAUAUAGUGACUCAGUUCAAUUUGAAGCGUUGUGACUCGGAUAUGUCCUUCUCCAGAGAUCCAAUGCCAAGUUUCAAGAAUGGAUUAGAGAUAGAAAUAGAACCAAAGAUCUUUUCCAAAGUCCAAUAAAAUGUACAAUCAGGCACCAUAUAAUA
This is a messenger RNA of Mercurialis annua (annual mercury), 1457 nucleotides long. Its product is annotated as cytochrome P450 716B1-like. Gene Ontology annotation, molecular function: oxidoreductase activity, acting on paired donors, with incorporation or reduction of molecular oxygen; iron ion binding; monooxygenase activity. The transcript is spliced from 4 exons. The record is from RefSeq and is a predicted model, not a curated record. NCBI's taxonomy places the organism in Eukaryota, Viridiplantae, Streptophyta, Magnoliopsida, Malpighiales, Euphorbiaceae. Bases 1 to 1431 code for a protein of 476 amino acids. Gene Ontology annotation, biological process: sterol metabolic process.